AUGGCGGGUUCCGGCGGCAGGAGCAGGGAGCUCCCCACGUCGCGCGCGGAUGCCGCGGGCGCGGGGGGCAAGCGGCGGAGCCAGAGGUGGGAGGUGGAGUUCGCGCGCUACUUCGCGACGCCGCGGCGCAGCCCCUCGACGGCGCCGCCCCCCGGCCUCCGUUUUGUGUCCCGCGGCAGGAACCGCCUCCACGGGACCUGGCUCCCGGCUGCCUCUACCGCCGCGCUCUGCAUCUCCCGCCCCACCCACUCCUUCGCUGCCCACGUCCUCACCGUCUCCAUCGGCGACGUCGUCUACGAGGAGCACUAUGUCUCCAUCCUCAACUUCUCAUGGCCACAAGUUGCAUGCGUGACAGAGUGCCCAGUUAGAGGGAGCAGGGUUGUGUUCGUGAGCUUUUGUGAUAGGUCCAAGCAGAUCCAGAAGUUUGCUGUACGUUUCCCACAUCUAGGUGAUGCAGAAUCAUUCUUGAAUAGUGUGAAGGAGCUCUCAAGCAACACCAUGGAUGUCAUACCAUCUGGAAGCGACUGCGUGUAUGAAGAUUCAUCAUCAUCUGAACAUAUUGCUCCUGAUGGACCUCAAUACAGGCCUGAUGAGGUGGCAAGCUUUGAGGAGCCAACUUCUGAUCACAGGACAGAUGCAUCUUCAUUAGGCUACCCUGAGGAGCUAGACCAGUCUGUUCUUCCAUCUCCUCUGUCUACAAAUAUCGAUAGCAGCUACCCCGGUUACCUUCAUAGCUACUCUGAAAUGCCGACAGGUUAUUCCAUAAAAAAUGAGAAAGAUGCUGCAGUUGCAGUUGCCGGUACCGAAUUGAUUACUGAUAAAGGAAAGGUUACUGCUAAAGAGAUUGAUGAUAUUUUGGCAGGGAUAAAGGUAUCUCGCUCGUCAAGAUUGUUCUUUAAUUCGCCAGACUAA
Molecule: messenger RNA, 912 nt
Organism: Lolium rigidum
Lineage: Eukaryota; Viridiplantae; Streptophyta; Magnoliopsida; Poales; Poaceae
Product: protein POOR HOMOLOGOUS SYNAPSIS 1-like
Exons: 7
Coding region: 1-912 (303 amino acids)
Source: RefSeq, a predicted model, not a curated record